AUGCGAAUUGGCAUUGUAGGCGAGACUGGGCAAGGUAAAUCUUGCCUUAUCGGAGGUCUGUUAGGUGACGAGGGUAUAGUUCAAACUGCAAAGAGUGGCGAGAGCCUGACCAGAGUGAUUCUGGAGUACCAUCACUGGAUCGAUCACGACUCACGUUUCAAAUACCGCGCUAUCAUCAAUCUCCUCCCGUGGGAAUCUGUACAGAAACGGAUCGAGACGUACUUCGAACACUGGAACCACGGGCUUUUGUCACAUGAAGACGAGAGCGAGCAUGAAGAUGAAGAUGGUGAUCAAAGCCCAGAUCCUGCAGGCCCGGAUUCUCCCGGGGCAGAUACGGAAACAGCUACAGGGGUUUUCCAAGCACUCUUCCGUGGAGACCCCAGUUUUGAGGAUGAGGAUACCAUGAAGGAAUACCUGAUGAGCAGUGAACGGUCACCUGUGCGACAUGAUGUACGAGAUCGGCUCAUCAAGCGCGCUCGCGACAUGUACGACGAGCUUGAUUGUCAGGAUAUAACCAUAUACAAACGAACCGCCGAAGAGCUGUGGCAUGAGCUUGCUCGAUUCACGCAUGGUCGCUUGGUCGAUGACUCAAGAGGAGGUUGCGACGCUUGGCCCUUCGUCGAAGUUGUCAAAAUCGGUGGGCCCUUUGCCCUAUCCGAGCACAUCGUCAUCGCUGACACGCCGGGUCGAAACGACCUGAAUCGCCUUGCGCGUGCCAGCGUGGAUGACUACCUACCAUCUUGCGAGAAGCAUACGUAUAUGAGGCUUCACGAGAAACUCAAACAGCUUGAACGGGAAGAUUUUCAGCCCCGAACUCUGGAUCAGAGCUCGCUCGCUGAAGCUAUACUACGCAACCAGUUGACGCAAAAACAUGUCAAGAAAGCGUACGUGUAG
Molecule: messenger RNA, 894 nt
Organism: Alternaria incomplexa
Lineage: Eukaryota; Fungi; Ascomycota; Dothideomycetes; Pleosporales; Pleosporaceae
Exons: 3
Coding region: 1-894 (297 amino acids)
Source: RefSeq, a predicted model, not a curated record